Protopolystoma xenopodis is the source of this 546-nucleotide messenger RNA. The record is from the annotation of a GenBank genome assembly. Lineage: Eukaryota; Metazoa; Platyhelminthes; Monogenea; Polystomatidea; Polystomatidae.
AUGAACAUAGUGAAGCCUGAGCAUGGUGAUCUGGGCAACCAGUUCUUGGAUCUCAGACGCUCUCGAAGGUCGAGCAGCUCUGCUCAUUCCUCCACCGACCUAACCAACGCCGCACCCGGCCUCACCAACUCGGUCUCCUUCUCAACUGUCGGUGCCCCAGCCGACAUACCACAUUCUGCCACGGCCUUGACAGCAGCCGGCCUCAGCCAGUCGGGGAUCCAGUCGGGUAUGCCACCCCCCAGCAUUUACCCAUCCGCCCCAGGGAUUGGCGUCACAGGGCAGCAGGCACUUGGUUUCCCGUUGCGUCCUUCUUCUGGGCAAACGGGGCAUCGCUCUUCGCUACCGCUGGCUGUUGCCAGUCUGCAUCCCCGACGCCUGCCAUUGCAGACGGUAGAGCGAGUACAUCGGUUGACAGCUGACGCAGCAACCGACUCGGGAGUCUACGAGUGCAACGGGGCCCCCAAGACAUACCAGAAAGAGCCCAGCAUCGGUCUUGACUGGUACUCAGAACUGGCCUUUUCACUCGGGGCGUCUGACGCGCUCUAA